This is a messenger RNA of Anolis sagrei ordinatus, 4875 nucleotides long. Lineage: Eukaryota; Metazoa; Chordata; Lepidosauria; Squamata; Anolidae. The record is from RefSeq and is a predicted model, not a curated record.
AGAGCUCGCCAGCAUGGGCAAAGAAGGCUGAGAAGGAGAAGAAGGGACCGUUAGAUCUCCAAAAGCGCAAAAAGAGGGGAAAAGGGGAGGAAAAAGAGCCCACGCAGACACGGUUUCCCGAGGCCGAGAGGCUUGAACUAAAAGUUGCUACAAUCCUCGGCUUCUCCUCUUUCUUUUCCCCCCUUCAAACCCCCGCUUUGCAACUGUCAACCCGCUUGAAUCCGUCUUGGAAGAGGGUCCCCCCCAUCCGUGCCCAAAGGAGGAGGAGGAGGAAAAAAGGGGAGGAAAAAGAGUCCACGUUAACGCGGUUUCCCGAGGCCGAAAGGCUUGAACUAAAAGUUGGGACAAUCCUCGGCUUCUCCUCUUUCUUUUCCCCCCUUCAAACCCCCGCUUUGCAACUGUCAACCCGCUUGAAUCCGUCUUGGAAGAGGGUCCCCCCAUCCGUGCCCAAAGGCGCGCCCUGCGCCCACCAUGGCCAGCGACUGCGCCGCCCGCAGCCUCGACACCAUCGACCUCUCUGCCCUCCGGGAUCCAGCCGGGAUAUUUGAACUGGUGCAAGUGGUUGGAAAUGGAACAUAUGGACAAGUCUACAAGGGCCGCCAUGUGAAGACGGGGCAGCUCGCAGCCAUCAAAGUUAUGAACGUGACCGAGGACGAGGAAGAAGAAAUCAAACUGGAAAUCAACAUGUUGAAGAAGUAUUCCCAUCACAGGAACAUUGCAACGUACUAUGGGGCCUUUGUCAAGAAGAGUCCUGAAGGUCAAGACGACCAGCUCUGGCUGGUAAUGGAAUAUUGUGGAGCUGGCUCGGUGACAGAUUUGGUGAAGAAGACAAAAGGAAACUGUUUCAAGGAAGACUGGAUCGCUUACAUUUGCAGAGAGGUUCUCAGGGGCUUAGCACACUUACAUCUCCAUCACGUUAUCCACCGAGAUAUUAAAGGCCAGAACGUGCUCCUCACUGAAAAUGCCGAAGUGAAAUUAGUGGAUUUUGGAGUGAGCGCCCAACUAGACCGGACAAUCGGAAGGAGGAACACCUUCAUUGGGACUCCCUACUGGAUGGCUCCUGAGGUCAUCGCUUGUGAUGAAAACCCAGAAUCGACGUAUGACUACAGAAGUGACUUGUGGUCGCUAGGAAUCACAGCUAUAGAGAUGGCAGAAGGUGCUCCCCCUUUGUGCGACAUGCAUCCCAUGAGGGCUCUCUUUCUCAUCCCGCGAAACCCUCCCCCAAAGCUGAAAUCCAGAAAAUGGUCAAAGAAGUUCCUUAACUUUGUCGACAGUUGCUUGGUCAAGAACUACAUGCACCGACCGGCUACCGAAACCCUCCUCAAACAUUCCUUCAUCCGGGACAUGCAGAACGAACGCCAGAUACGCAUUCUGCUGAAGGACCAUCUUGACAGGACCAAGAAAAAGAAGGGAGACAAAGAUGAAACGGAGUAUGAAUACAGUGGGAGCGAGGAAGAAGGGGAUGAGCUGAAUGAAGAUGAAGGAGAACCAAGCUCCAUUGUUAAUCUCCCCGGUGAAUCCACCCUCCGGCGCGAAUUCCUGAGGCUUCAGCAGGAGAACAAAAGUCGUUCUGAUCCUCCGCGCCAACCGCAGCAGGUCCAGCAGCAGCAGCUGAAAGAUCAGGAGAAGUACAAAAAGCAGCUCUCGGAGGAGAGACAGAAGCGGAUCGUGGAACAGAAACUGCAGAGGAAAAAGCUGGAGGAUCACCAGAAGAGAGAAGAGCUGCGGAAGCAUCUCGACCUCGAAAGGAGAUGUCCGGAGAUCAAAGCCGCUCUGAGCAAAACCGAAAAGGAGAAAGACAGCAGGAGGAACGGCGAAGAAGGGCAACGUAGAGCGGAGGGAGUCAGACUGGACAACCUGCAGAAAAAGUUUGAAGAAAUACAUCAGGGUAAAAAGAUUCACCGGACUCUUCCCAAGGACCAAACGCAGCUGCUAUCUCUCCAACAUGAUCACAAGCAGAAGGCUAAAGAUCCCCCAAAGAUCCUCAACCCCCCGACUCGUCUGCCAUCAAACUCUGCAAGCAAAGAGACGGAGAGCAAAUGGAAGAAGAGUGACUCAGUCCAAGGCGAUCUCAGCUGGGCGGCUGUGCUUGGGAAUGAGGACUCCUCUCACGCUAGACUCGGAUCCGGAAGUAGCUCCAGCCCAUGCACCCCGGCCUUGCAAAGAGCCGUCAUCUCUCAGGUAGGAAAUGGUCACUAUUCCUUUCUGAGAACUCUGUUGCACAUUUCGGGCACAAUGCCAACCAGUGUUUAUUUAUUUAUUUGUUUGUUUGUUGAUUAUGCUGCAGGAAGACCCAACUGCAGCACUCACGAAGGCUUUUGGAGCAUGAGCAACCAAAAUUAUCUCCUCCCGGACCUCCUGCAGCAGAGCCAAAUAUCAGACUGUUCAGACUUUCAACUAAAAGUUGCGGAGAACAGUUUGGAAUCUCAGGGCAAGCCGGUUUCUAAUAAGGCUCCAAGUAUUGACAAUACCUCUCCAAAAAACAGUACCUCAUCUACGACAUCCUUUACGUCCUUCAUCGACCCCAGGCUUCUACAAAUCUCACCUCCAUCCAGUCCAUCGGGACCAAACUGUGGUUCUCCACCCAAUGUGAAACCCGAGCCCAGCAGCAGACAAAAUGCAAGGAAAGGCUCUGUUGUCAACGUGAACCCCACUAACAUCCGGCCUCAGAGUGACAGCCCAGAAAUCCGCAAAUAUAAGAAGAAGUUCAAUUCAGAGAUCCUGUGUUCUGCAUUGUGGGGCGUGAAUUUGCUUGUGGGGACUGAGAAUGGAUUGUGGCUCCUGGACAGAAGUGGGCAAGGAAGAGUUUACUCGCUGAUAACCAGGAGGCGGUUUCAGCAAAUGGAUGUGCUUGAAGGACUCAACGUGCUCAUCACUAUCUCAGGCAAGAAGAAUAAGCUACGGGUAUACUAUCUAUCUUGGUUACGAAACAAGAUCUUGCGAAACGACCCUGAUGUGGAGAAGCGACAAGGCUGGGUGCCGGUGGGCGACCUGGAAGGCUGUGUACACUACAAAGUCGUGAAAUAUGAGAGAAUCAAAUUCCUUGUGAUUGCUGUGAAAAAUUCCGUGGAGGUCUAUGCCUGGGCUCCGAAGCCGUACCACAAAUUCAUGGCCUUUAAGUCCUUUACCUCCCUUCAUCAAAAACCGCUGCUGGUUGACUUGACGGUUGAAAACGGGCAGAGGCUAAAAGUCAUCUAUGGUUCGUCAGUCGGGUUUCAUGCUAUUGACGUGGACUCCGGAUCCGUGUAUGACCUCUACCUGCCAACGCAUGUAAGGCUCUACCUUAGAAAAUGUAUUUCUCUUACGGAGGCUGUGCUGUGUGAGUGCCGGGUGCGCUUCCUGUCCUUCAUGGGCAUCGGGAGGGACGUCCGCUCCUUCGCCUUCAUCAUGGCUGCUGCCCCCGGGGACUUCCGCUGCCAUAUGGUCUGGUUACGCAGCGUGCCAAAGAGCCCUCCACUCUUCCGUUGCCCUUUUCGGCAUUCUGUUGAUCUCCACCGUAUUUCUUUCUCUCCCUUUGAAGCGUACCUUCAGUGCAACCAAGUCAUGGGCUGGGGAGAGAAGGCGAUUGAACUGCGGGCUGUGGAAACGGGAACCCUGGAAGGAGUGUUUAUGCACAAGAAAGCACAGAAGCUGAAGUUCCUCUGCGAAAGGAACGAUAAGGUAUUUUUUGCAUCUGUUCAGUCUGGAGGCAGCAGCCAAAUUUACUUUAUGACACUGGGCCAGAACAUACUAUUCAACUGGUAAAUCACCUCCGAGUGAAACAUAUUUUGAUAUUUUUCCCCCCACUGGAUAUGAACUGUUUUAAAAUGCAAGCUUAUUGCCGAGAGAGAGAAAAAACUAUCGUCGUUCGUCUGUCCUUCUGUUGCCAUUUUCCUUUCCAAUUACAGUACUGCAAAUAUAUUUUUGCUGUUCGAUGACUACAAUUCAAUAACUGUUUUCUAAAUAAUAUGCAAUUGAAUGAUGCUCAAGUACAUGACCUUCGGAUCCUCCCUUUACAAAGUAGGCACGGGUAUAUAUUUUUGCACAAAUACUGUGAUGCCAUUUUGUGAAGCGUGUUCAUUUUUUUUUAUUUUGGGGAAAAAUUACGUACAGGGAGGCCGACUUGGUGCAGACGUAUCUUGCCACGAGCUAGAAAUUUGCUCAAUUGGUUUCCUAUUGUUUUGCCGCUCUUGCUUAAGCAGCUGUAUCCUUCUCCAUCUCAGAACUAAUGAGAAGCAAUGUUUACUUUUUUAAGUAGGGGAAAUAUAGCCUUGUGUAUUUUUUAAAUUCCUUUCAUAGCCUUCUAUUUAAGGCCGGCACAGACGGCAUUCAGCUAGAAUAGCUGCUAGAAACGCUGAGCUAAUUGGGAGACACCCUAGCACCUCCUGCGUGGGGAAUUCAGGGCUAUAAAUCAGAAGCAGGAGCAGUCAGCUUUCGCUGGUAACAACGACCCUGAUACUGAUGUUUGGAUCUACACACUAUGGAUCUAGACACUAGGCUCCUGUUUAUGCAGGCCAAAAGGGAAGUGCUCAGGAAUUGGAGGGAGAAGAAGAAUCAGACGAUGAGGGUUUGAAAGUGCCCACAUUUCUAGAGAGACAAAAAGAGACAGAGCACAGACGGCAUUCAGCUAGGAUAGCUGCUAAAAACUCUGAGCUAAUUGGGAGACACCCUAGCACCUCCUGCGUGGGGAAUUCAGGGCUAUAAAUCAGAAGCAGGAGCAGUCAGCUUUCGCUGGUAACAACGACCCUGAUACUGAUGUUUGGAUCUACACACUAUGGAUCUAGACACUAGGCUCCUGUUUAUGCAGGCCAAAAGGGAAGUGCUCAGGAAUUGGAGGGAGAAGAAGAAUCAGACGAUGAGGGUUUGAAAGUGCCCACAUUUCUAGAGAGACAAAAA